Saprolegnia diclina VS20 is the source of this 509-nucleotide messenger RNA. Its product is annotated as peptide-methionine (S)-S-oxide reductase. Gene Ontology annotation, cellular component: cytoplasm. Gene Ontology annotation, molecular function: peptide-methionine (S)-S-oxide reductase activity. The annotation marks the transcript as partial. The record is from RefSeq and is a predicted model, not a curated record. Gene Ontology annotation, biological process: cellular response to oxidative stress. NCBI's taxonomy places the organism in Eukaryota, Oomycota, Saprolegniomycetes, Saprolegniales, Saprolegniaceae. The transcript has a single exon.
ACGACACCAUGACCACGUUCAACCAAGUCGCGCUCGGGCCCCACGAGCAGCUCGCAACAUUCGCCGCCGGUGAAUUCUGGCGCGCGAAGGACCUCAUCAAGGUUGCCGGCGUACUUGAGGCGGUCGUCGGCUACACCGACGGCAAGACGCUCAACCCAACGCACGACGAGGUGUCCUCAGGCAAGACGGGCCACGCCUUUGCCGUCCAGAUCAAGUUCGACGAAAACACGGUCUCGUACAAGAAGCUUGUCGAAGCGUUCUUUAUGACCCACGACGCAACGGACAAGAAGGACACGGAAUCUCCGCGCCGCUCCGGCAUCUACUACCACAGCGACGAGCAGCUCAACAUCGCCGAGGCCGUCAAGCGCGAUGAGGCCGAGAAACGGUUCAUGAUGGAGCUCGAGGUCCAGCAUGGUCCCGCUGAGAUCUGGACUGAGAUCAAGUACGCAAAACGCUUCUACCACGCCCAAGACAAGUACCAGCGCAACGCCACGGCGAACGAGCAGUAA